AUGAAUAACAGAGAUGAUGUUCUGACUCAAGUCGUUGCUGGAAGUGCAACGGCAGUAUUCAAGACUACUCUAACUCAACCGUUUGAAUAUAUAAAGACAGUAUCCCAACUGAGGAAGACCAUACCAGGGAUAAAGCAAACGGUGGCUAUUCAACCUGUAAAAACAUAUUUUGUUGGUUGUUCUAUCCUUAAUAUUGGUGCCAUACUGAAGACUGGCGCAAGGUUUGGUACAUUUGAACGAGUUUGUCAACUGAUGAAGGGACCAGAUGCCACACCAGAGACUCAAUUAGCUGGUUGGCAAAUGGCCGUGGCUGGAAUCAUCACUGGCUCAGUUGAGAGUCUAUGGAUUAUACCUUUUGAAAAUAUAAAGACUAGGAUGAUAGAAAAUUCAAUGAUAUUAAAUGAUCGUAAUGAUAAAAUUGAAUCAAUUAAAAGAAAACAAAACAAUUUGACUAUGGAAAAGACAAUUACCAAUGAGACAGUUACAAAAGGGAAAACUUUUCACAAAAAAAUAUCCCAGGUUACCUCUGCAGAAGCUAUGAAUCCAAGGUACCAGGCAUACUUACAAUAUGAGAAGAAUCCUUCCGUAGGAAUGUUUAAUACAAUAGUUGAGACCUAUAGAACAAGAGGUCUAGGUGGAUUUGUUCAAGGUGGUAUGCCAACAAUAUUGAGACAAAUUGGUAAUUCUAUGGUUAGAUUUACAGUCUAUACAUCUCUGAAAAAACAAUUAGUGAAUCCUGGAGAACCACUUAAUGAAACAAUUGCAUUUAUCCUUGGUGCAACCACUUCAAUCGCUGUAGUGUCCUUAACACAACCAUUUGAUGUCAUAAAGACUAAAAUGCAAAGCAAAGAUGCUUGGAAGCAAUAUAAGAAUUCUUUAAAUUGUUGUUAUCAAAUUUUUAUCAAUGAAGGAUGGAUCUCUCUUUGGAAAGGUUCUGUACCUAGAUUAUUUAAAGUAGGUGUAUCAGGAGGUAUAUCGUUUGGAAUUUAUCAAUAUGUGGAAAACCUUAUCAUGCAAAUGAGAAUAGAUGGGUAUUUAAAAUAA
Messenger RNA from Maudiozyma barnettii, 1044 nucleotides. It is a transcript of the gene MRX20, whose product is annotated as Mrx20p. The record is from RefSeq and is a predicted model, not a curated record. The transcript has a single exon. Bases 1 to 1044 code for a protein of 347 amino acids. Gene Ontology annotation, biological process: mitochondrial citrate transmembrane transport. NCBI's taxonomy places the organism in Eukaryota, Fungi, Ascomycota, Saccharomycetes, Saccharomycetales, Saccharomycetaceae.